GAACAGCUGAGAAUGAUGGCUCUGUGCAGUUACACACUUACAUCGUUUACACUGUUUACAUGCACUGCGUGUAAUUGAAAAUUAUUCGUAAUGCACGCGCAAGCAAAUAAAAGAGCUUUCAAUUAAAAAUGUGCGUUCUGUGAUAUAUAUCAUUGUAGAGAUUAUGUGUUACGUCUCGGAACGGAUCAAGUGCGAAUUUUGUUAUUUCGGGAAUGCGAAUGGCGCGGUAGAAAACUUCUAUUUGAUUCGACGACCGUGCAAAAGUACCAAAGUAAGAAUAAAACUAUAUGGACGGCGGUGAAUGACAAUGGGGAAGAAAACUGCAAGACUUCAUUCAACAUAAAGACUGCUCGCGAUUUCGAGCGAGAUAAAACGAUCGAGGAUGACGUAAACUUGCUGAGUGAAAUGGUGUUUGGCACCGUGGCGAUGACGUACAGAGGAUCGUCGUUCAAGGUUCAUUCAAUGAGUUCCCCGCCAUGCAUCAUGUGCACCAAAAUUUUUCCAGCGACGGAACAUAACACGUGCAAACCCAGUGAAAGAGUCUCCGACGAAGGAUUAGGACGAUCGAUGCAUGUAGAUUCUGCCUCUAGUAACGUUAGCGGACCAUCUAUUUUCUCGCGACCGAGUUCCGGUAAUCUGUCCGGUAAUGACUCGCACGGUGGUGCACGGAAAAGUUCGACGUGCUCGAGUAUCGGCAGCAGUUGGGACAUAGACGUAGCUCCGCCGAUGGGCAGUUCGCAAUCGUUGGAGAGUAACGGAUCGUCCGGCAUUGGCAGUCUAACCAGCUUACGCAGAAGAUGGUUGAGGGCGGUCUCGACUUCGCUCGGCCGAUCGGACUCGGACGAUCUUCGGGACGUCUUCGGGAUGCAGCACUGCAGUGAAAACGGGACCGACGGACGCGAUGGACACGCGAAGCGUCACAAAACCAGACUCGGUUUAACCAUGUUAGUGCGGCUGGCUCAAGGCCACGAGAGUCAGUUAGAGACGCGUCUUUUGGAACACAUGGCUCUCUUGGAAGGAAUGCUAGAUCGAAUACGAUAUUUUUGCAUCGAGGCUAGCAACGGGAUGCAGCUGGCUGAUAGAUUGUCCAGAGGAACGUCACGAUUUGUCAUUUCGUUGUUGCGCAUACUUUUCGACGUUAAUUCCGAUACCGGUAUCCGCGCUCCUUUGUUGUGGCACGACGUUUUACUCAACUCCGCGAUGAUGAAGGAGAAGACUAACGUAUCGCUCUUGUAUCGCGGUUUGCAGCAGAUGUAUCAUUUGUUCGACGAGCUCGACACAAAGUCCACAAAUUUUUUUCUCAGCACCGUCGUGACUGCCGUGUUAACGCAUCAUCUCGGUUGGGUGUACACCGUGCUAUCCCCGCGUGAUCGGCAAAUGAUUGAGAAAUUGGGCAGCUGGUACUCUUGUAAUCCAUUGUGGGCACAGCUUGGUGAUCUGUAUGGCGCACUAGGCAAUCCCCUCAAAGUGGUGCAUACCGUCGUCACGGGCGACUCUCGGAAGAGCGAUCUAAUUAAUUCCGUCCUGUCGUUUCUAUCCUACUUUAUCCGCAGCGGAGCGAUACGGAAAUGCCGAGAAUAUCGUUGUCUGUCGCAGCAAGAUGUGCAGCAGGCGACGAAUCUGUUGGAACAAGCGCGCAGCAAACGACCGUACUUGUUUAGCAAUAGGAGGCCAGCGUGCACGUUGAACGAUCGCGAUACCUUGAUCCAGAGAUCGCGCGUUCCACCAUCGCGCAAGCCGAUACGCUCGUCCGGCGAUCCUGCGAUCAACGACGUUAACGCGCCGCGAUAUUCGGAAGAACGGCCAAGGAUCUCGCGAUCGAUCAGCCCCUUCAAGCGUAGCGACACCGUAAAAUCCGAUCUCGACGCGUUCAUGACGAAAUCGACCGAGGCGUUAGCGGACUUGAAGUUUCCAGUGAAAGAGUUUCCAUUAUCCGAGAAUCGCGUGAGCGAAAAAUACGAAUCGGUGCAGGAUGCCCGAUUGGCGAAAGACAAGCAGGAGAGUUUCACGCGGAGCAGAGUGAAAAUAAUCGUUGGCGAAAUUGAAUCGCGAAAGAGCAUCACGCCGAAGGCGCCGAAGCCGCGAGAUCAUUCGGAGGAUCCGUUGCAAAACUUGGAGAAAAAACUGGAUGCGCACGGUAUCGAAGAGAGCCUCGCGACCGGCAAGUCCGAACAUCGUCGACUGCGGAGCGAUCCUAUCGACCCGCUUAAAACGCUUAAUUACAACAAAUCGCAAUUACCGUUUGACGCGGAUCACGGAUUCCUUGAUGAAUUCAAGGAAUCGCAGGUUUUCUUUACUCUCGGAGGUGAAGAUAAAUCUACGAAAUUACCGUCGAGACCGCGGCUGGGUAACAACUGUCAAUGUUCUUAUAUCUUUACGAGAGUGCCGAGUACGUCCGCGCAACUUCCGGAAGGCGUUCUCAGGAAGAUCAUCCAACGAAACUUUCCCGAAUCGUCAAAGGGUAUACAACCACCCCCAGGAGCAGCGUCCGCCACGGACGGCAGAUCUAUAGGCUUCUGCCUCAAGUGCAAUGGUCAAGGAUACGCUGCUUCGCAGGAUUAUGACGGUAGCAAGCAGGUAUUGGAAACACCGACAAACGCGACCGAGGUGUUGCGCACCUGCGGAAAUUCCGAGGGAGGUAGAAACGUGGAAUUGACGCGAUCAAACAGCCUUGAAGCUCUGAUGGAGGCCAGCAGCGUGGUGGAGUUACCAAUGCCACAGUCGAGAAAGAUCUCAGCGAGCAAAUCUACUUGGGCCGAGCAGAUAGGGUUCACGAAAACCCUUCUGCAAAACAGGAUAACGAACGACGAAGGCAACAUUUGCGACGCGGGCUACACGUGGGGUUUGGUGUUACAGGGCAUUACCAAGAGAAAGAAAAGGAGAAAAAGGAAGAAACCUUCGGAAAACGAAAAAGACAAUGAAACCGAGCCGGACGAGAAGUGGUGGUCGUGCAUGCGGGAGGAGGUCGUAGCAAGCGCUCGAUUGCCGACGAUUGAUCAACCAGUCGCGGAAGCACUUUGCGUGCUGGCCGAUCUAGACACGUGCCACGUUGGAAUCUUGUCGAAUAAUGCACCUUGCCAAAGUUCUCCCUUGCCAGUUGGAAUGUCGCGUCUGGUGUCCAACAUGUUGGAAUGCUUCGCCUAUGUAUGGCGUAAAUACCACUCCCCUACUCAUUGUAUAGCUAUUUUGGAAGCAAAACUAAGGGAAUUAUGGUUGCGAAGCGAAGUACUAGCAGAGAUGAUGAUGUCCGUGGAAGAAUGCGACGCCAACGUGAACAACUUGACCAAUGCUCUCGAUCUCGAUGCAGCCGACAUACCACUUUUACUCGCAGUCGCGACCACUCAUUCGCCGGAAAUAGCACAACGAUUUGGCCUUGUCCUAACUUGAAUUUCCUCGAUACAUUUAACUGAUUUGAUGCAAACACUUGAGAGUCAAUGUUAGGAUUAGGAUUAGAAGAAUUUGAUUGCUCGCAGAGUACAUAAGAUGUGUCUAAACAUAAACCGUAUAUCAUCUUGAAAAACUUACAGAAUAUAAUUUUAUUCGCGUGUUUAGCUAUGUCUCUUUCCCAAUAUCCUGUCAUUACACAGCUCUUGCAUAGCUCCAAAUCGGCGAUUGAUUCUCACUAAUGUAAUACAUAUUACUUGUAUCGAAUUUUUUACACGACUCGUACGAGCUUGACGUUGUACACUUGAUUAAUAAAAUUCGGAAUAACCGCCCUUUUUUAUUAUC
Molecule: messenger RNA, 3729 nt
Organism: Ooceraea biroi (clonal raider ant)
Lineage: Eukaryota; Metazoa; Arthropoda; Insecta; Hymenoptera; Formicidae
Product: folliculin-interacting protein 1
Cellular component (GO): cytoplasm
Molecular function (GO): protein-folding chaperone binding; ATPase inhibitor activity
Source: RefSeq, a predicted model, not a curated record